Molecule: messenger RNA, 3243 nt
Organism: Oncorhynchus nerka (sockeye salmon)
Lineage: Eukaryota; Metazoa; Chordata; Actinopteri; Salmoniformes; Salmonidae
Product: serine/threonine-protein phosphatase 2A catalytic subunit alpha isoform-like
Exons: 7
Coding region: 347-1276 (309 amino acids)
Biological process (GO): mitotic cell cycle
Cellular component (GO): cytosol
Molecular function (GO): protein serine/threonine phosphatase activity
Source: RefSeq, a predicted model, not a curated record
AAUAAAACUCUCUCAUUGAUUGUUGCUCGGUGAAGAAGCAGGGUUGGGUCCUCGGAAUUUCAUACAGAGCCAGUUUUCUGCAACUGCGGCUGUUCCACGCAUUUCUUUAGCUAUUUCAGAUAAACAGGAUAUCGAGGCGCAUGCAGCGCUUAUUUUUUUAACGAGUAGCUAGCUAGUAAGGAGGGGUUGAACCAAUUUAAAGCAGGUGUCGGUGACCUAGCUAGCUCGUACAUUCAUUUUCGACGAAAGCAAAAAGAGUGCGAAUGACGAGAACGCAUUAACUAAACUAGUUUUCAAUAGGUAACCUAUAACUAGGGAGUUUGCUCGCUGAAAUAUAAAACCAGACAUGGACGACAAGUCAUUCACUAAGGAAUUGGAUGGGUGGAUUGAGCAACUCGGCGAAUGCAAACAGCUCUCGGAAAAUCAAGUCAAAGCCCUUUGCGAGAAGGCCAAAGAGAUUCUGACGAAGGAGUCUAAUGUACAGGAGGUGAGAUGUCCGGUCACGGUGUGCGGAGAUGUCCACGGACAGUUCCAUGACUUGGUGGAGCUGUUUAAAAUCGGAGGGAAGUCUCCGGACACCAACUACCUCUUCAUGGGAGACUAUGUGGACAGGGGCUACUACUCUGUAGAGACAGUCAGCCUCCUAGUAUCUCUCAAGGUGAGGUACCGUGAGCGAAUCACAAUCCUCCGAGGGAACCACGAGAGCAGACAGAUCACCCAGGUGUACGGCUUCUACGACGAGUGUUUAAGGAAAUACGGAAACGCCAACGUCUGGAAGUACUUCACAGACUUAUUUGACUACCUGCCCCUCACUGCCCUGGUAGAUAACCAGAUCUUCUGUCUCCACGGUGGACUGUCCCCCUCUAUAGACACACUGGAACACAUCAGAGCGUUGGAUCGCUUACAGGAAGUUCCUCAUGAGGGUCCGAUGUGUGACCUGCUGUGGUCAGACCCUGAUGACCGUGGCGGCUGGGGCAUUUCUCCCCGCGGUGCCGGCUACACCUUUGGACAGGACAUCUCGGAGACCUUCAACCAUGCUAACGGACUCACCCUGGUCUCCAGAGCUCACCAGCUGGUCAUGGAGGGUUAUAACUGGUGCCAUGACCGUAACGUAGUGACUAUCUUCAGUGCACCCAAUUACUGCUAUCGCUGUGGAAACCAGGCCGCCAUCAUGGAGCUGGAUGACACGCUCAAGUACUCCUUCCUUCAGUUCGACCCCGCCCCUCGCAGAGGUGAACCUCAUGUGACCCGCCGCACUCCUGACUACUUCCUGUAAAAGAUCCCAAUGCCUGUGAAGUAUUGCUCUAGAUUCUUCUUAGUGAAGAAGUGGGAGAAGGGAGCAUCGGUAUAGAGUUGUGACAAAGUAAGCAUCCAUCAAUCCAUGGACCAAAAUGUGUGCCACAAUUUCACAAAAUGCAAAAUGGAAAAAAAUGUCACAUUUAUCUUUAAAGAAGACCACACAACCGACACCCACCCCAGUCCAUGGAACCAGUUCCUUCUCUCUCUGUGCAUGAUGUUAUAUUUAUCUCUGAAAAUGAUUCUUCAUUGUAAAGAUUACCGUGUACUAUAUAGUAAUAGGGUGCCAUUUUGGAAGCAGACAGUCUCAUAGUACCUGCUGGUUUUGUCAGGAAAAAGAUGUGCUUUGAAUUAAUAAAUCUGCUGAGAUUAAGGCUUAAAUGUAACCCUUGUGGUAGGAACAUAAUUAUAGUAUAGAAAAGUUUUGGUAAACCUAAAUCAGCAUGGCCUCAAACUGGAAGGUUGCAGUAAACAAACAUGUUAUGUUGUGAACAUUUUUCUAACAGAAAUUCAAUGGCUUUUUUUGUGUGUGUGAAUUUUAAAUCAUUGUUUUCAGACUUGGUUUGGCGCUGGAUGGAAUUGAAUUCUUCUUUCUCUUUGCACUUUUGUAUUUAAUGUUUAUCAUGACACUGACAAACUACAGCAUUCUGUUUUACACUGCGUUCAGAAAGUAUUCAGACCCCUUGACUUUUUCCACAUUUUGUUACAUUACAUCCUUAUUCUAAAAUGGAUUAAAUAUAUUUUCUUCCUCAUCAAUCUACACACAAUACCGCAUAAUGACAAAGUGAAAAAAUGUUUUUAGAAAUGUUUGCAAAUGUUUAAAAAAAAAAGUUCUUAUAAGUAAGUAGUCAAACCCUUUGCUAUGAGGCUUGAAGUUGAGUUCAGGUGCAUCCUGUUUUCAUUGAACAUCCUUGAGAUGUUUCUAAAACUUGGGAGUCAACCUGUGGUAAAUUCAAUUGAUUGGACAUUAUGGAAAGGCACACAGCUGUCUAAGGUCCCACAGUUGACGUCAGAGCAAAAACCAAGCCAUGAGGUCUAAGGAAUUGUCCUAAAGCUCCAAGAUAGGAUUUUUAUUUUACCUUUAUUUAACUAGGCAAGUCAGUUAAGAACAAAAUCUUAUUUUCAAUGACCGCCUAAGAACUGCCUGUUCAGGGGCAGAACGACAUUUGUACCUUGUCAGCUUGGGGAUGUGAACAUGCAACCUUUUGGUUACUAGUCCAACGAUCUAACCACUAGGCCACCCUGCCGCCCCGGAUUGUGUCAAGGCACAGAUCUGGGGAAGGGUACCAACAAUUUCUGUUGCAUUGAAGGUUCCCAAGAACACCGUGGCCUCCAUCAUUCUUAAAUGGAAGAAGUUUGGAACCACCGAGACUUCCUAGAGCUGGCCGCCAAUGGCAAAAUGAGCAAUCGGGGGAGAAGGGCUUUGGUCAGGAAGGUGACCAAGAACCCGAUGGUCACUCUGACAGAGCUCUAGAGUUCCUCUGUGUAGAUGGGAGAUCCUUCCAGAAGGACCACCAUCUCUGCAGCAGUCCACCAAUCAGAUAUUUAUGGUAGAGUGGCCGGCUGGAAGCCAUUUCUCAAUAAAUGGCACAUGAGUUUUCCAAAUGCACCUAAAGGUCUCCUUAGACCAUGAGAAUCAAGAUUCUCUGGUCUGAUGAAACCAAGAUUGAACUCUUUGGCCUGAAUGCCAAGCAGGAUGUCUGGAGGAAAUCAAUUUUAAAAUAAGGCUGUAACGUAACAAAAUGUGGAAAAGGUUAAGGGGUCUGAAUACUUUCUGAAUGCAGUGUAUAUUUCACCCCCAGCAAAUACCUUUUCUAUCACUCACCUGUCCAUUAGUUGAGUAAAACCUAUUUCAGAGGAACACCUGUACAAAAUGACAUCCCUUGUUAUAGAUACCUUUCUGUUUUGCAGCCUCCGCUAUAUAAUAAAGAUUGAACUUGUUCCUUU